AUGGCUUGGGACAGCUUGGUAAAACCGGUAUUUGUGCUUUGGGCUUCUAAAUAGUGCUAAAGGUCUGCAGUUCCCAAGGCUUUUCAAGUUUAUGAUUGCUUAAGUACUUUUUGGAGAAUGUGAAUGAUUUCCAGCAGCUUGCAGAAUUUAAUCCACACACCUCUUCCAAUAAAGGACUUGAGAGUUUUUCGUGCAUCUGUUCAUUCAAUUAAUGAAAUAAUUUUCAACUUUUUUUUAAGAACAGUGUGACCCAAGUACUCUUAAUUUGGCAGCUGACAGCAGCAUGAGAAUUAAUAAUGCACAGACUGUUGUCUCAUCUGUUUUUCCUCAAACCCUGAGGUAAUACUCCUGUUCUGGAGGUAACCUGAAAUCCAUAUGCCAACAAUAUAGAAGGGCAACUAUCUUUAAUGUGUUUGCAGUUUUACUGCAAAUUUCAUGUUUAUCCAUAUGGAUCCACAAAUGCUGAUGCUGUAGAUAACUUUGUACCAAUAAUAUCUCAGUCACUUGUUCUGCUGUCAUGCCCUUUCUGGGUUUGCCUGAUGUUGGUAAAUACGUGAAGGGCUGUUCAGUGCACUCUGGGUAAGGGUCACAGUGAUAUGUUACGAUAAGGCAAUUUUAUUUGUAGAAACUUGAACAUCACCCCAUCUCCUGAGAGCAGUGCAGCAAAGGACUGUGUUGUAGAGCUUGUUUCUGGCUAAAUCUGUGGGUGCUUGUGCAGUGCUGCUCACCCAGGGAGUCUCUCACAUAUUUCCAACUGUUCUUCAAGAUCCACAUGAAUUUACUUGAAAUGGCUCAAGAAGAGAUGGAAGUUGAUCUGCAACCAGUGGCUGGUUACUCAGUGGAGACUCUGCAGACACUUGCCCCGGAGCCCUCUGGUCACACAGUGCUCUCUCACAUUCCUGUGCUUGGGGAAGGAGGAGGCAACGCUGCAGCCCUUCCUGCUGACGAUGCUGCUGUCACACCCAAUGCUGGUACAACAAGGGAAGCAGCUGCAGAGCCUGACCUGCACAUGAAUCCUGCCACGGCUCCCAGUGGGCUGCAGAGGCUCCAAGGGGCGUUAGAUCUGUACCAGCAGCCUGUGCCACAGCUCACACAGCGUCCACAAGUGAGGAGAGCUCGCAGGCAGCAGAGAAUUGGUGGUUCCCAAAGGACCAUCAGUGCCAGGGCAGCAUUGGACCAUUACUUUCAACUCAGUAGGACCCAAGAGCCAUCUGCAGGACCAACUCCACACCUGGAGUUCCCCCAUAGUGCAAGGGACACCCAGGAACAGCGCCCAGACGAGACAAUCGAAGUGAGUGACUCUGACAGCAGCACUUCUGAGGAGGAGGAGGAGGAAGCAGUGGAGGCAGCAGCACCAUCAGCCCAGGAGAUGCCUCCAGCAGCAAGUUCAGGAGUUCCCAAUCAGGUCCAAGCAGAGCCACCUCAAGCUUCUGCAGAGCAUGAAAGUCAUGAAGAUGAAGCUGAAGUCCAGCAAAAGCAAACAAGUCCAGAAAAAAAACUGGAGCCAUCAGUUCCUGCUGCACGUCUGGAUGAGGAGGAAGGAGAUACCUGUGCCAUCUGCUUUGAGCAGUGGACCAAUGCUGGGGACCACCGUCUGUCUGCACUGCGGUGUGGACACCUCUUUGGCUACACCUGCAUUGAGAGGUGGCUCAAGGGACAGGCAGGGAAGUGCCCUCAGUGCAAUAAGAAGGCCAAGCGUUCUGACAUCGUGAUCCUGUACGCGCGCACGCUGAAGGCGCUGGAUACCAGUGAGCAGGAGCGCAUGAGAAGUUCUUUAGAAAAAGAGCAAAUGUUGCGGAGACAGGCGGAGCUGGAAUCUGCACAGAGCCGUCUCCAGCUCCAGGUCCUGACAGAUGAGUGCAGCAAACUCCGCAAGCAGGUCCAGGAGCUGAAGGCUCUGGUGGCCCAGUACAAUGUGAGCACUUCACAGCAGCCUGGCAGCUCCCGAACCCGCCUCCCAGGCAGCCUCCCCUCCAGCCAAAGCCAGCGCAAGUACCACUUGGAAAAGGUGUUUUUGGUGUCUCAGACUGGGAACUGCAGAGUGAUGGCAUACUGUGACUCACUGAGUUGUCUUGUGGUAUCACAGCCUUCUCCACAGUCUACUUUUAUCCCUGGUUGUGGUGUUAAGAUGAUGAGCUUGGCCAACCUGAAGAGCAGUCAGUACAUCCCCAUCCACAGUAAACAGAUUCGGGGCCUGGCUUUUGGCACUCGAGCAGAUGGUUUGCUGCUCUCUGCUGCCCUGGACAGCACCCUCAAACUCACCAGCUUGGCAACAAACACUGUGGUGCAGACAUACAAUGCUGGCCGUCCUGUAUGGAGCUGCUGCUGGUGUCUUGAUGAUACAAACUAUGUCUAUGCUGGAUUAGUCAAUGGCUCUAUCAUGAUAUAUGAUCUGAGAGACACCAACUCUCAUGUCCAAGAACUGGUCCCUCAGAAGUCGAGGUGCCCCAUGGUAUCACUGUCCUACCUGCCCCGGAUGGCCUCGGCCUCGCUGCCUUAUGGUGGAAUAUUGGCUGGGACCUUGGAAGGAGCCUGCUUUUGGGAACAGAAAGCUGGCAAUUCCUACCGGCCUCAUCACCUGCCCCUGGAACCCGGAGGCUGCAUCGAUCUCCAAACAGAGAUCAACACACGGCACUGCCUGGCCACCUACAGGCCUGGUAAAAAUAAUCCAUGUGUGCGUUGUGUGAUGAUGGAACUGACUUGCAGCCCGCUGACAGAGGGCUCAGAAGAUGUGGUGUGUUCUUCUAACCCGGUUCAGACUUUCAGUGCUGGGCCAGCUUGCAAGUUGCUGACCAAAAAUGCCAUUUUUCAGAGUCCAGAGGAUGAUGGGAGUGUUUUUGUAUGUGCUGGUGAUGAGGCAUCCAAUUCUGCUCUGCUCUGGGAUGCUGGAAGUGGUUCUUUGCUGCAGAAGCUGCCAGCUGACCUGCCUGUGCUGGAUAUCUGCCCCUUGGAAGUGAACCAAAGCCACCUCUUGGCUACUCUGACAGAGAAGAUGGUGAAUAUCUACAAGUGGCAGUGAGCUGUCCCUGUGCUUGCCACAGACUGUCCAAAUAUGCUGCUGGUAAAAUCCUACACAACUGCUCAGUCCUGCACUUGCUGCUUACAGGAGACAGGAUCCAUUACAGCACCUUUCUGGCAGUGGGGAGGAGCUGGGAUGCACUGGUGCCCAGAGCAAUUCCUUUCUUCUUCUGUAUUCCUCUUUAGGCCUGCCCUUAGUUCUUCUUUUGUUAAUUUUUUUUAGUCAAACUCUACAAGCUGCCUCAGCACAGCAAUAAUUCCUGGAGUGUCUCCAGCGUGUGUUGCUGCACUUUUUUUUUCUGCUGUGAAUACAGUACAGGGACUUUCAAAUCUCUGCUACAAAUGAAUAAAAUAAGAGGAACUUGAAGACCUGAGACUCCCACUGCACUUUCUUGUGGAAUCCUGCUGUGAUUACUAGGUGAUGAAAAGGCAUCUUGUAGCAUUGCUGAUACACAGUGUGAAAGCAAGUUCACUGCCGUGGGGAGCACACUCCCAACGUUCUGUUGAAGGUCUGGGGUCAGUUGGCAGUUAUUCCUGAACAAGGAUGGAUCCUGUUUUGGGGCCAUGGAGAGAACGGGCUUGGAAAAUCUACAGAGAACCUUUUUCCUUUGUGGUUUUUUUUUUCCAUGAGCAUAUAAUUUGCACUGUAAUUCCUUAAUUCUCUGCCUUCUUUCCCUUCUCUCCUUCCUGCU
Sturnus vulgaris (Common starling) is the source of this 3710-nucleotide messenger RNA. The record is from RefSeq and is a predicted model, not a curated record. NCBI's taxonomy places the organism in Eukaryota, Metazoa, Chordata, Aves, Passeriformes, Sturnidae.